Molecule: messenger RNA, 3985 nt
Organism: Saccoglossus kowalevskii
Lineage: Eukaryota; Metazoa; Hemichordata; Enteropneusta; Harrimaniidae
Product: F-box and WD repeat domain containing protein 10B-like
Molecular function (GO): protein binding
Source: RefSeq, a predicted model, not a curated record
UUUUCUCAUUUACAGUUGGCUUGUUCCUACGCUGUCAGUAAAAGAUCGCGUAGAUAUUACUCUCCUCACUAGACGACAUCGGUAAUUAAUCCCCGGAAAAGACAGCGCCAACGUGUUCACAAAACCUGAGCCCUCUCGCAUAAUGGAGGGGAUUAAGUUGGUAAACUUGGGCAUUUCUCUGCAGCUAUGUCUGCCUCUCACGGCCUUCUAAAUUUUCAAAAUUGUGUGGAAACGGAAUGCUGACAGGUCGUUAACAGGGCACUCUUUAAGAAUAACAGUCAUGAAGCAUCCAUCUGAAAAUUCAGAAAACUUUGAGUUCAACCUAGGGAAAGCACUGCAGCUGCGAUGUGUCUACAGUGGAAUGGCGACAACGUGUGGCGAGUGCGAAUCGUGCAAACUUGGUGCUAAACUGGCCACAACUAGAGAAUGGUUUCUUCGUGCUGGGGAAUAUACUAAACGACGGUUUGUCCUAGGUCUGGUCAGGAGAUUCCGAAGUGUUGAUCUUAUACGAUACAUCAUUGGGCUACUGAAACCAUUACUGUGCAAGGAUUUCACCUAUGCAAGAUCUCGAACAAACCCUGCGUCGAAAGGUGACCAAGCAGACAUGUGUGGUGACAGGGCACUUAAUCCCAGUACCGUUGACAAAGAAAUAUCCGAAACGUGGCACUGGUUUUUGAACUCAAAAUACUGGACCAAAGCAAAUUUUUUACUAGGUGUGAUGCAGAUGGCGGAGCCCGAGCUUUUGUAUGUCAUGGGAACACAGGCAAGAACGAUGUUAAUAUCGGAAGAAAAAUCAUUCCACACAGCUCCAGAAGAUGAGCUAUGCAACGCGGACACGCAGUCUCUGGACGCGUCUGUAUAUUCGUUUGACUCUGAAGAGCAUCCGGAAAUAGAUCUCUUAAAGUUGGCCUGUUCUGAAUAUUCCGUCCCCGUCACUAAUCCAUUCGCUGAGGAAUUCCCUGAGGAUUCUGAUCAUGAAAUUGUCGAAGACGAUGGCGAAUCGAGCAUAUUAGACAGCCAAUCGGAAUUCUCGUCUAUUGACCCAACGUGCCUUGUUAUUCCGACGACGACCAGAGCUAUAUUGGGCGUCAUGAAGUACAAAGACUUUAUUCGCCAUCUGCCCGUUCACUUGUCAAAAUACAUUCUCAGCUUUCUGGACCAGCCGAACCUGUAUAACUGUCUGUGCGUCAGCAAGCACUGGCGAGUUAUCGUGGAGGAGGUUCACCGUGAUCGGGAUCUCAACCAAGCAAUAUGGGAGGAAGUCAUGUUAAUGCAGGGGGCUUCGGCACAGGGAUGUAACCCAGUUUACGCUAAGAAGAUUCAGGUGGCAGUUCCGCGGCUCAUGAGCAAUGAGUCGUUUGAUAUUGCCCCGAAUCUGGAAGAAGAACGUCAGGAUGUUCAUUUCAAAAGUGAGAUCACGCUCCAGCAGUCGUACAGCGGAAUUCUCACCGAAGAAAUUACCGUGGAAGAAAGGAAUGUCUACUGUGGUUCUUAUAAUGUGAUGGUCCUAUCUGAUCAGGAUGAUUAUGGUCGGGUUGUUCACUACAACUAUGGUCAACUCGUAGCCAUGGGUUCAGCCGACCGCAAAGUGCAUCUGAUUGACGUUAUCUCUGGGAAAGAGGUCGGACCAGUCAUCACCGGGCACGCUGGUUCUGUUAGAUGCGUCUACAUUGAUGAAGAAAGAAAUUUUGUGCUCAGUGGUAGCUAUGAUACCAGUAUAAGAUGUUGGAACUUGGACACUGGUCAAUGUCAGAAGAUAUUCCGAGGACAUCGUAAUACCGUCAUGUGUCUAGACAUGGACGAUGAUCGCGUGGUGUCUGGUGGUAAAGAUAACGCUGUCAAAGUGUGGAAUUUUGUCAGUGGGAAAUGUCAACGUACGUUUAAACAUAGACAUCAAGUUUUAGCGGUUGCAAUACUGAAUGGCCGAGUAGUGAGCGGAUGUGAAGGUGGCCGGGUCAAAGUGUGGGAUAUCCCAUCAGCAUCACUUCUAAAGAGACUUGAUGGUCACCAUGGGCCAGUAACAGGAGUCAAGAUUGAUGAAUGGCAUAUAAUUACAGCCAGUAAAGAUUGCUACGCGUUGACGUGGAGUAACGUUGGUGUGCAUAAAAGAUGUUUGAGCGCUCUGAGACAUCCAAAAGAAGUGUUGUGUAUAGAGAUGUCUUACAUGAGAUUAGUUUCUGGCUGUGCUGAUGGCAAACUCAGAAUAUGGAAUUUUUUGAAAGGAGAAUGCUUACGUGUGAUGAGAGGGAAUAGCCGAUCUGAUCCGGUUGAUACCAUUCUAUGCUGUGGGGACAGAAUGUUGCUGAACACAGUGAACACUUUGCUAGUGUUUAACUUUGAACGUGUUGAUUGGGACUACACACUUGAUAGCGACAAAAUAGAGAUACUGACAUACAACAACCACUAUGCUGAUGCCCCGCUGAGAAAACACAAUUAUUCCUAUGUCCGUGCAAAUAGAAUGGAGCGUGCUGGAUCGGCCAAUCCCAAAAUCAUUCAACACAAUCGGUGUGAGCAGGCGCCAAGCGCCAUGGUGUAUUUGAAGUAUACCCAAAUUCCUCACAGUACCAGAACACUUAGUGCUAAAAGUAUGAAACGAGCAGCGCUUGUUCAAAGUACGAUGCGUGAAGUGCAACUGACAAAUAGUUUGAAAGGCAGCGUGUACCAUAAUGUGCAGGGAAUACGACCACAAAGUGCCGAGACUACCAGGAUGUCUAUUUCAUCACGUCCCACCACUUCAAUGUCAAAAUCAGUUAAGAUGUAUUCACGGCCAGGCACCUGUGACACUCACGUUACAACAUUAUCGAUGCAUCCACCAUCUUGCAGUGCUAAAUCAAGACCUGAUAGCGUGUUGAGUAGCUGUUCGCGACCAGUUACUGCGUAUUCAACGCAAAGUGCUAAAAUGGUCUCACAAACCAAGCGUGUAACGCUUCCAGAGAGGGGCCACAGUGCCCCAGCGAGUGUGCAAGGACGUUUUUAUGCAAGUCGAACAGAUCCCGAUCCUGAUGAAGUGGUCUCUGUUUCAGAAGCGAGAGCUGUGUGGCGAUCACACCAACGAGUAAAGGACCGACUGACACCAAGCGAUAGACUCUUGUUGGUGCAUAACGCUGUUGAAAUUUCCAAAGAUACAACUGGUGAACUUGUGAAAAACACAACACACAAUUGCCAGGAAAUAGAGUAUAAAAUGGAACCAUCACCUGAGAGAAAAACUGUGUCCAGGGAAGAUAGGUCUGUUAGUAUUCAGGCAAGUCGGUCGUCUACUUCUUCUAGUGUUUCGUCUUACAGGUCGUGUGUCUCAAGAAAGGUCACAACGUCUGAGACAGUUGUCACUCCUAUAGAAAGCAUGCCUUUAGAUGCUAAGCCGCAUCUCAGUAUGUUUUCAAAGACUGUAAACUCUACAAUUCCAAAACCAACACUUCUCAGACCACAAACUGCAAAGUCCCGAGUUGUGAAACAGUCUACAGUCACCAAUUCAGGCGAGCAGGUGACAGCAACAGUCAAUGAAUCUCCCAGUAUGAGAAGAUCUAAGAGCGUUGGCGCUUUGCCGAGUACGCCGGCAGCAUUUGGUGUCAGCAUGCAAUUCAAGAAAAAAAAGAACGGAAUGUCUACCACACAUACUGAACCCGUUAUUAUGGUUCCUAUGUUUAUGCAUGGACCCAGCAAAAUUGAAGUUGGCACUCCAAAAUCUGUGCAGCAUGAACAGCGGCCACCGUCACGUCCCAUGACGGCAUCCUCACGAUUCAGUUUGGCAUCGGUCAAAGACCCGCUCAAAGUCGGUGGAACGUCAGAGUUCCAGUUGAGAACACGAACACAAACUGAAGAUUACCUUGAGAAAAUCACUACGCUACAAGAACAAUAUAUGCGAGAGAGAUCGUUGGGACAGAGGAAGAAACAGAGGGCUGCGUGGCUGUCGAAGGCUAAAGGACUAACGCAUGAAGAUUUUAGCAAGCGACCAAAACCAAUAGCACCUGAAAUAGGAGAAUUUUAA